Dicrocoelium dendriticum is the source of this 429-nucleotide messenger RNA. The record is from the annotation of a GenBank genome assembly. Lineage: Eukaryota; Metazoa; Platyhelminthes; Trematoda; Plagiorchiida; Dicrocoeliidae.
AUGGUACGGAUACGUGGGUUGCCACUAAAGAAGUGCUAUGUGUUACUUAUCAAGGGAAGAGUGACACAUUCUUCAAGCCGAAUAACAAGUAAUUCAGCGCGGACUGUGAAGGCUCAUGCUUUGCCCACUUCCAAACUCAAGUGUAAGCUGGCUCGCAGGAUCAUUCGAUCACGAUAUCGUGGCGCUGGUUUAUCGGAACCUGUUCGAUGUUACGUUCAGGUUGAACGUCUACGUUCCGUGCCAGUUAAAGAUGCAUCUAUGUUCGUCAAACCAUGUUCGAUUAUUUGCAGUAUGUUCGAAGUCGAUAUUAUCGACAGUAAUCCACCUCGUACUUCUUCAUGUGCUAUAUCUCUACCGCACCUACCUCUUCCUUUGCACGAGUAUAUCUCACCAUCACCGUCGAGGAUAUACGAUCAAAUGGAAUUGUAG